Molecule: messenger RNA, 2128 nt
Organism: Purpureocillium takamizusanense
Lineage: Eukaryota; Fungi; Ascomycota; Sordariomycetes; Hypocreales; Ophiocordycipitaceae
Gene: PKA4
Product: Non-specific serine/threonine protein kinase
Exons: 3
Coding region: 402-1613 (403 amino acids)
Biological process (GO): peptidyl-serine phosphorylation
Cellular component (GO): cAMP-dependent protein kinase complex; nucleus
Molecular function (GO): ATP binding; cAMP-dependent protein kinase activity
Source: RefSeq, a predicted model, not a curated record
CCUCAACAUACCGACACCAACACCGACACCGACACCGACAUCUCAUAUCCGUGGUGGACGGCAGGCAACACCACAGCUCGCUGCACUCGCGCCGCCCAAUGUCCCCGACGUCCGCCCUCGCGCUGCUGCAGCUCCGCUCCGCCUCCUCCUCCACGUCCUCCUCCUGCCCGUCCCUCCUCGUCCUCGCCGUAGACCGGCGGCCGAUCAUGGACCGCAUCUGAAACCAAACCAGGAGCCGCACAACGCACCCGCGCAAGCGCGACAGCCCAACGACCCGGACGUCGUCACUCACUCCCUCCAUUCUCUCGUUGCCGCCCGCGCGGCUGGGCGGAAAACGUCCCCCAUUGCAGGCGCUUCUUUCUCUUUUCUCUCUCCAUCUCUGUCCGUGUAUCCCUCCGAGAAUGGCGGCCACCGUCGCAAAUUCGUCGCAGGCGCAGCUCGGCGUCUAUAGCCGUGAAGGCGGCGGCGGCGGCGAGGGCAGCGAAAGCAAGGCGCAGCCCUCGUCGCCAUCGGCCGUUGUCGAGCCGCUCCCGCCCGCGCCGACGUUCAAACCCAGCGAUUUCUCCCUCGUGCGGACGCUGGGCACGGGCACCUUUGCCCGCGUAUGCCUCGUCCGACCCGCGACGUCGGCAGACCACGAUGAGCGGCAGCAACAUCACCAGCACCAGCACCAGCAAGACGGCGACGCGCAACACCAACAACAACAAGAAGUGUACGCCCUCAAGAUCCUGCGCAAGACCGACGUCAUCAAGCUCAAGCAGGUCGACCACGUCCGGCACGAGCGCGCCAUCCUCGCCGACGUGGCCGGCCACCCCUUCAUCACCAACCUGCUCGCCUCCUUCGCCGACCGCGACUCGCUCUACAUGCUGCUCGACUACGUCCCCGGCGGCGAGCUCUUCAGCUACCUGCGCCGCCUGCGCCGCUUCGACGAGCCCGUCGCCCGCUUCUACGCCGCCGAGAUCGUCCUCGUCCUCGAGUACCUGCACGAGCACCAGGGCGGCGUCGCCUACCGCGACCUCAAGCCCGAGAACCUCCUGCUCGACCGCGACGGCCACAUCAAGCUCGUCGACUUUGGCUUCGCCAAGCGCCUCGGCUACAAGGACGACAACCGCCCCGUCGAGACCUACACCCUCUGCGGCACCCCCGAGUACCUCGCCCCCGAGGUCAUCCACAACAAGGGCCACACCACCGCCGUCGACUGGUGGGCCCUCGGCAUCCUCAUGUACGAGUUCCUCACGGGCUAUCCGCCCUUUUGGCACCAGAACCCCAUUGAGAUUUAUAAGCAAAUCGUCGAGAAGCCCGUCAUCUUCCCCCAGGAGCCCCCCAUCUCUCCCGACGCAAAGGACCUCAUCCGCUCCUUUUGCACCACGGACCGCUCCCGCCGCCUCGGCAACAUCUCCGGCGGCGCCGCCCGCGUCAAAGCCCACCCGUGGUUCGCCGACGUCGACUGGGACGGCCUGCUCGCCCGCCGCGGCCAGGGCCCCAUCAUCCCCCCGGUGCGCUAUCCCGGCGACGCCCAGUGCUUCGACACGUACCCCGAGGACGACGGCCGCCGCGCCCAGUACACGGAUGACAUGGCGCAACGGUACGACCACUACUUUGAGGACUUUUGAGAGGCACCUGGGUGUCUCGUCGUGGGGAGAGGGUGGGGAGAAGGCCGGCCGCUGGGUCGGCCUACGUUUUCUAAAAUGUGACUGAGAGCCAUCUACGUGCCUUGCGACGCCGUGUUGGGGCUCUUUUUCCAUAUACGUUUUUCCACAUCUCGUCUCACGCCAUCUGCCCUCCUGCUGAUGCGGGGCUAUUCACCAUGGCCUUCACACACACUCGCACUCACACUAUCACACACUAUCACACUCACACUCACAUUCACACUGGAACAUACAAAUUCAUACGUUAUCCCCAAGGCGCGGCGGGCGUUUCGGGUGCCGAGGGAGGGGCCGCCUGUCAAAGCCCGGCAUGCUCAUCUACUCCCCCCACCCGAUACCAGCCCGCCCGCUGAGAGGUUAUUGGGCCGCGGGACUUGGAGCGUCGGAGGCCGAACCACCUCACUCGCUCCAAUUCCGUUGGCCAGCCAUCUUGGGUUACCCACCCUAUGGGACGUUGGUAUAAUGACAAUACCCCCCCGGGG